Molecule: messenger RNA, 2486 nt
Organism: Macaca mulatta (Rhesus monkey)
Lineage: Eukaryota; Metazoa; Chordata; Mammalia; Primates; Cercopithecidae
Gene: LRFN3
Product: leucine rich repeat and fibronectin type III domain containing 3
Cellular component (GO): presynaptic active zone membrane; cell surface
Molecular function (GO): protein binding
Source: RefSeq, marked provisional
GGGCCUGAACCCGAGUUUGGGCCUGAAGUCCUUGCUGCAGACCUGAAUGCUGAAAUCUGGGACUUGAGACCUCCUAAUCUUGACUCAGCACCCCAAUAUCUGAAUGCACCACCCCGGGGUCGGAUCUCGGACUCUAAACCCCACCGUUUGGCUGCUUAGCAUCCCAAGACUGGACCUGGGAGACCCUGACCCUGAACAACCCAAACUGGACCCCUAAAACUGGACCCCAGAGGCCCGAUAUUUUGGGGUCUGGGACCCUGAGUAUUAAAGUCUGGAGACUCCGUUGCCACAGAUUUGAGCCUAGUCAGGACACAGUCCCUCUACAGAAGCCUUGGGGACAGGAAAGGCAUGACCAGAUGCUCCCUCCAGAGUCCUGACCUCUGACUCCCCUGGAGCUAGAACUCUGCUCCCUGGGGCAGCUUCUAGCUCAGGACACUCCUGCCCGCGAUGGCCAUCCUCCCGUUGCUCCUGUGCCUGCUGCCGCUGGCCCCCGCCUCAUCUCCACCCCAGUCAGCCACACCGAGCCUGUGUCCCCGCCGCUGCCGCUGCCAGACACAAUCGCUGCCCCUAAGCGUGCUGUGCCCAGGGGCGGGCCUCCUGUUCGUGCCACCCUCGCUGGACCGUCGGGCAGCCGAACUGCGCCUGGCAGACAACUUCAUCGCCUCCGUGCGCCGCCGCGACCUGGCCAACAUGACGGGCCUGCUGCAUCUGAGCCUGUCUCGGAAUACCAUCCGCCACGUGGCCGCUGGCGCCUUCGCCGACCUACGGGCCCUGCGUGCGCUGCACCUGGAUGGCAACCGGCUGACCUCACUGGGCGAGGGCCAGCUGCGUGGCCUGGUCAACUUGCGCCACCUCAUCCUCAGCAACAACCAGCUGGCAGCGCUGGCAGCCAGCGCCCUGGAUGACUGUGCCGAGACGCUGGAGGACCUCGAUCUCUCCUACAACAACCUCGAACAGCUGCCCUGGGAGGCCCUGGGCCGCCUGGGCAAUGUCAACACAUUGGGCCUUGACCACAACCUGCUGGCUUCCGUGCCCGCCGGCGCCUUUUCCCGCCUGCACAAGCUGGCCCGGCUGGACAUGACCUCCAACCGCCUGACCACAAUCCCACCUGACCCGCUCUUCUCCCGCCUGCCCCUGCUUGCCAGGCCCCGGGGCUCGCCCGCCUCUGCCCUGGUGCUGGCCUUUGGCGGGAACCCACUGCACUGCAACUGCGAGCUGGUGUGGCUGCGUCGCCUGGCGCGGGAGGAUGACCUCGAGGCCUGUGCAUCCCCACCCGCUCUGGGCGGCCGCUACUUCUGGGCGGUGGGCGAGGAGGAGUUUGUCUGCGAGCCACCCGUGGUGACUCACCGCUCGCCACCCCUGGCAGUGCCCGCAGGUCGGCCAGCUGCCCUGCGCUGCCGGGCAGUGGGGGACCCAGAGCCCCGUGUGCGUUGGGUGUCACCCCAGGGCCGGCUGCUGGGCAACUCGAGCCGUGCCCGCGCCUUCCCCAAUGGGACGCUGGAGCUGCUGGUCACCGAGCCGGGUGAUGGUGGCAUCUUCACUUGCAUCGCGGCCAAUGCAGCUGGUGAGGCCACAGCUGCUGUGGAGCUGACUGUGGGCCCCCCACCGCCUCCUCAGCUAGCCAACAGCACCAGCUGUGACCCCCCGCGGGACGGGGAUCCUGAUGCUCUCACCCCACCCUCCGCUGCCUCUGCCUCUGCCAAGGCGGCCGACACUGGGCCCUCUACCGACCGUGGCGUCCAGGUGACUGAGCACGGGGCCACAGCUGCUCUCGUCCAGUGGCCGGAUCAGCGGCCUAUCCCGGGCAUCCGCAUGUACCAGAUCCAGUACAACAGCUCAGCUGAUGACAUCCUCGUCUACAGGAUGAUCCCGGCGGACAGCCGCUCGUUCCUGCUGACGGACCUGGCGUCGGGCCGGGCCUACGACCUGUGCGUGCUCGCCGUGUACGAGGACAGCGCCACGGGGCUCACAGCCACACGGCCUGUGGGCUGCGCCCGCUUCUCCACCGAACCCGCGCUGCGGCCAUGCGGGGCGCCGCACGCUCCCUUCCUGGGCGGCACGAUGAUCAUCGCGCUGGGCGGCGUCAUCGUAGCCUCGGUACUGGUCUUCAUCUUCGUGCUGCUGAUGCGCUACAAGGUGCACGGCGGCCAGCCCCCCGGCAAGGCCAAGACUCCCGCGCCUGUCAGCAGCGUUUGCUCCCAGACCAAUGGCGCCCUGGGCCCCCCGCCCACACCCGCCCCGCCCGCCCCUGAGCCGGCGGCGCUCAGGGCCCACACCGUGGUCCAGCUGGACUGCGAGCCCUGGGGGCCCGGCCACGAACCUGUGGGACCCUAGCCAGGCGCCCCCCCUCUAAGGCUUCUCUGGCCCCACGGACAGCAGGACCCGGACACCCUGUGGGACCUGGCCUCAGACUCACCAAAUUGCUCAUGGUUUUUAAAACUCUGAUGGGGAGGGUGUCGGGGACACAGGGCACAACAAGAAAGUCC